This is a messenger RNA of Ornithodoros turicata, 2533 nucleotides long. Its product is annotated as sodium/mannose cotransporter SLC5A10-like. NCBI's taxonomy places the organism in Eukaryota, Metazoa, Arthropoda, Arachnida, Ixodida, Argasidae. The record is from RefSeq and is a predicted model, not a curated record. Gene Ontology annotation, biological process: transmembrane transport. Bases 118 to 2163 code for a protein of 681 amino acids. Gene Ontology annotation, cellular component: plasma membrane. The transcript has 15 exons. Gene Ontology annotation, molecular function: D-glucose:sodium symporter activity.
CACAGUUCGUCUGUGCCGUAUAUAGUACCUAUAUCGAAGUAUCUCCAUACAAAAUGCAAUAACGGUGCACCGUGCAGCUUUUUUUUUUCCCCAUAAUUUGUGAAGCGUUUUGCGAGUAUGGAGGGUAAGCACCUGCUAAGUACUACGCUGGACGCUCCUGACAUAGCCGUGGUUGCGGCUUACUUUGUGUCUGUACUCGCUGUUGGAAUAUGGUCCUCCAUGAAGAGCAAACGGGACACUAUGAGCGGAUAUUUCCUCGCAGGUCGUGGAAUGAAUUUCGUACUGGUUGGAACAUCCCUGUUUGCAAGCAAUAUGGGCACGGACCAUUUUGUCGGUCUAUCGGGUUCAGGUGCUGCUGGAGGAAUCACCAUUUCCGUUUUCGAACUGAACGCGCUGUUCGUCGUGCUCAUCUUGGCCUGGGUGUUCGUUCCGGUUUACCUGGCUUCUGGGGUGUUCACAAUGCCAGAGUAUCUUAGGAAGCGGUUCGGAGGCCAAAGAAUACGCAUCUACCUCGCAGUACUAGCCUUACUGCUGUACAUAUUCACGAAGAUAUCGGCGGAUCUAUAUGCAGGAGCCUUGUUUAUUCGGGAGUCUCUCAACUGGAACCUCUAUGCUUCCAUUGCUGUCCUUCUCGCUAUCACAGUUAUCUCUACAGUGGGCGGCGGGUUAACUGCGGUGCUCUGGAUUGAUUUCGUCCAAGCACUUAUCACUGUCCUUGGUGCCUCAGUGUUAGCUGCGUUGGCCUUCAUAGAGGUCGGGGGGUACGAUGCUCUUAUCCGGAAGUUCGCCAACGCUACGGCGCCCACCGAAGAGGCGGGCCACGAUUCCAUGAACCAAACAUGUGGCACAAUACCAGAACGGUACAUGCACCUGUUCCGGUCGGCAGGAGACAGCGAAAUGCCUUGGCCGGGGAUGACGCUCGGGGUCACCAUCAACGCCAUUUGGUAUUGGUGCUCUGACCAAGUAAUAGUGCAACGAUCUCUGUCUUCAAAGGAUCUGUCACAUGCAAAAGCCGGCAGCAUUCUCACUGGCUAUCUCAAACUCCUUCCUUUGUUUGUUAUGGUAUUUCCAGGAAUGGCCGCGCGUGUCCUAUAUCCAGACAUCAUAGGCUGCUCCAGACCUGACAAGUGCCAGCAAUAUUGCGGCAACGAGUACGGUUGCACGAACAUCGCAUAUCCUCUAUUGGUUCUGAAGCUGAUGCCAGUGGGCGGCAAGGGAUUGAUGAUGGCAGUGAUGACGGCCUCCUUGGUUGGUAACUUAGCUUCCAUAUUCAACAGCGCUUCCACACUCUUCACCGUCGACAUAUGGGACACCGUACGCAAAAGACGAUCAUCCGAGAUGGAGCUGCUUCUCGUAGGAAGAUGCUUCGUGGCGGUCCUGGUGGCUGUCAGCAUCAUGUGGAUACCAGUGAUUGAAGCGUCAUCUGGGAGCCGACUCUUCGAUUACAUUCAGAGCGUCACCAGUUAUAUGGCUCCCCCGGUCUGUGCAGUGUAUCUUCUAGCAAUUACGUGGGAGCGCAUUAAUGAACCAGGCGCCUUCUGGGGCUUGAUGGUGGGCCUCGCGAUGGGCAUGGCACGUUUCAUCUGGGAGUAUACGUACUCCCUUCCCCCCUGCGCAUCAGGGUUGCCUGAUCCUCGUCCGGAUAUUAUCACCAAGGUUCACUACCUCCACUACGGGAUAAUGUGCUUCGUUGUAACGGCGACCACGGCCACGUUGGUCUCCCUCUGCACGAAGCCAAUCCCUCCAGACAGGCUAUAUCGCCUGACGUAUUGGACAAUUGAGUCGACUGAGCCGAGGAGGGAUUUGGAAACGAACCGCCGGCCCAGUCUAUGUCAAGACACAGGCCAUGCUAACGCUGCGUGUGCAAAGGAGGACGACGACGUACACGUCAAUGGAGAAGUGCCCACCGUGGAUAUUCUGCAGAUCGCCGAAACCCCCGAGCAAGUACGGCAGCAUCGGCCCAAGUGGAAAAGGGCACUGUUCUGGAUCUGCGGGGCGGAGAUCGAAAAAGAGAAUGUGUCCCCUCCAGAUCUGACUCCUGCCGAAGAAGCCCUCGAGGCCGUGCGCGCCAUCCAGGAAAAGCCUGUGCUGCGGCGACUGUGUGCCAUCAACGGACUCGUUCUGCUGGGAGUAGCCUGCUUCGUGUUCGGCUACUAUGCUUGAAAACUGUUGUACAAUAGGGAGGUCCACGCGUGAGGUUACCAUAUUGGACGUGAGCGUUUGGAAGCUCCUGCUCCUGCGUGUGUGUCUGGUGCAGGAUAUAGUUCGCGUUGUAGGUGAACAACACGGAGACGGGAAGACAUGAAUAGUCCGAGCAAGAAUCUGGUCCCUGACAUCUAUAUUUAUAAGAAACGUAUGGUACGGAUAACGUAAUAAUACGCAUCAUCGUCAUCAUCAACAACAUCACAACGGGAACGGUGAACAGUUCGGUUUCAAUCGGCAGCAUAAUAUGCUUGACUGAUGACCUAUGCUAUUACAAGGAAGGGAUGGGACUCAAAAAGUUAUGAGGUCACGCUAUGCACGAAUGACACCA